AUGUCAACUUUACUCAAGGCUCAGACUGAAAACGCGGCUAAGGCUGGUGCGAAGGGCAAGGGCAAACGCAAAGCGGAGGCUAUGGAUGUCGAGGAGGAGGACGCACUUGCGAGCGCGCCUGUGGCGAAAAAGCAGAAAAAUAAGCAGCGCGUCCUGAUGCUCUCAUCCCGCGGUGUCACCCACCGCAUGCGUCACUUAAUGGGAGAUAUCGAGGCGUUACUACCGCACGUCAAAAAGGAUUCGAAGCUCGACUCCAAAAACCAGCUUUCGCUCUUACCCGAACUCGCCGACCUCAACAACUGUAACAACACCCUGUACUUUGAGGCACGGAGGCAUGAAGACUUGUAUAUGUGGGCAGCCAAGACGCCAAACGGGCCCAGCGUAAAGCUGCACGUUCAAAAUAUUCACACCAUGGACGAAUUGAAGAUGACGGGGAACUGCUUGAAAGGGUCUCGAGGCGUUCUCAGCUUUGACGCUGCAUUUGACGAGACAGAGUGGGGUAAACUCAUAAAGGAGAUGUUUACGCAUAUAUUUGGUGUUCCCCCGACAGCUAGAAGGGCAAAGCCGUUCGUCGACCAUAUCCUCACAUUUUCCUUGCUCGACAACAAGAUCUGGUUCCGCAAUUUCCAAAUCAUUGAGAAGGACCCUUUACAAUCCAAUGGUCCUCCGCAGACCAGCCUGGUGGAGAUUGGCCCUCGCUUCGUUAUGACGCCUAUCCGUAUCUUCGAAGGUGCUUUUGGUGGAGCGACUGUUUUCGCGAAUCCAGAAUUCGUGCCUCCUGCUGUUGUCCGGUCUGCGACGCGCCGCGAGAAAGGAGACCGUUACCGCGAGCGCAAGCUCGCACAGGCAGAACGCGCGGGGCGCAAGGAGAAACGGGUGCUUCCGGAGGACGAGCUGGCUGUUUCAAAGGUCUUUGCGUAG
This is a messenger RNA of Peniophora sp. CBMAI 1063, 921 nucleotides long. NCBI's taxonomy places the organism in Eukaryota, Fungi, Basidiomycota, Agaricomycetes, Russulales, Peniophoraceae. The record is from the annotation of a GenBank genome assembly.